CUCUCUCUCUCUCUAUCUAUACAAAUUUUAUUGAGAUUUGUAAAUAACAUUCAUUUAUAUACUCCCGUAAAAAAUACGGACAAAUUAAUAUAAAUAUGUUAUAGUUGCAUAGAUCGUUUUCUUUUAUCGCGGAGGUUUGUCCGUCCAUAUUAACUUGUGUGGAAAAAAUAUUAUCGAUUUCACCUUGAAAUCAUUGCAUGAAAUCUGGAUUAAUUUUUGUUAUUUAUUAAUUAUAUACACGUUGAUUCCAAAUUAUAACAAUGAGUCUUAUUGAAGGUGUUGGAGAUGAAGUUACAAAUUUUUUUAUUAUUGUAGUAGCCCUAUUAAUAGGGUGGCUUGCAUGGUGUUCUACAAGUAUUGCAGAUCAACCAUUAAUACGCACAGUACUUAUAUUGCAACAUAGAACACGCACACGUAUCGCUGAACUUAGAGCUAAUCAAGCUGCAAGCUCCUUCAGUAGACCUCCAAAUUUGGAGAUGUCAGAAGAAGAAUCAGUAGAACCAGUUGCUGAUGACAGCACUGAUAUUUCACAAAAUUGUCCAGAACCAUCUGUCAGAGACACAAGUGGAAGGGUUUCUCCAGAAACACAAAGGGCACCUGAAGCAACAGCUACAGAAGAAGUACUUAUUGAGGCCAUGGAUUCAUUUAAUAAUGAUAAUGCAAGUUUGUUGCAAAGGCAAACAAAAAUAAACACUUCCAAAAAAACAAGUAUAUCAGAAUCAUGCACUGAAUCUGUGGAAGCUGUACAACCAGAACCUGAAAAUCUUUCAGGUAGCGAUGCUAAUGAAAUAAGCAUUAAGCUUAAGUUUAUAAAUGAUGAUCAAAAAGUAGUUACUGGUAGUCUUAAAGAGCUGCUUGGAGACUUUAAAAGGAGACACUUUCAGAUAGAACUUGAAGCCCAAAAAUUGGUACGGUUAGUUUUUAAUGGUCGAGUAUUACAGCCUGAUAGUCAAACAUUGGAAAAAUGCGGUUUGUAUAACAACUGUGUAGUUCAUUGUUUAGUACAUCAACCGCGACCAAACCCUGUACCGUCACAAACAUCGACGUUAGAUAAUUCAUCGUCGAUCUAUUUCAAUCCUCAAUCAUUUUCCGACAUACCUGUUGGUACACCAAUUAGUUCAGUGCAUAAUGAAUGGGAUUUGAGUAGACUCUUUUUGAGUAUUUUGACUCUCAUGUUAGGUCUUGCUUGGUAUUCUCGAUACCAUUAUGCUCAACUGUUUACCACAACUACUACGCUUGCUCUGUAUGCGCUCACUGCAAUUUUUGCAAUUUCGUUAGUUGGUAACUUUUUUCCCGAUCAGGACAACAUUAGAAAUAUUGAAUGAAUUUACAAAAAUAAAGCACUUUAAGACAUUACAUUUUGAAAUAUGAUUUUUUUUUGUAAUAUCAAUAUAUAUUUUAACAUAAAAUCGUUUGAACACGUUUGUUCGUGACAUUAAAGAAGAUGAAGGAUGUAAUUUUUACCACUUUAUAAAACGACUUAUUCGUGUAAAAAGUGAAAUGUAGCUAGGUCAUAUGAUUGCAUUUUGAUUAAAAUGAAUAUGCAUUGAGCUCAAAAUUUUUAUUUGUGUAUGUAGAAAACGAGUUUUCCUGGGUUAUCGUAAUUAAAGAAAAUAUGUAUAAUGUGACGUUAAAUUUAUAUUAAAAGCGAGUUAAUACUUAUUCAUUUAAAUAUAUUUGUGAUAAAUACUAUUCAUUUGUUGAAUUAAUAGAUAAUAAAUAUUAUAAACGAUA
Molecule: messenger RNA, 1734 nt
Organism: Osmia bicornis bicornis
Lineage: Eukaryota; Metazoa; Arthropoda; Insecta; Hymenoptera; Megachilidae
Product: transmembrane and ubiquitin-like domain-containing protein 1
Exons: 3
Coding region: 261-1325 (354 amino acids)
Molecular function (GO): protein binding
Source: RefSeq, a predicted model, not a curated record